CGAAGAGAACGUCCAAUAUACGACUUCAGCGCCGCCAGCAGGAGAGAAGUAGACUUCUCGGCGGAUAUCCCUAAACGCGACGCGGUUGUAGCUGCAUUCAAGCAUGCAUGGCUCGCCUAUGAGGGACGCCAUGGGUGAUGAUGAAUACCACCCCAUCGGGCAUAGUGGAAGCAACCUGACAAGUGCAGGAGGCAUCGGAUACACGGUUGUGGACUCCAUCGAUACGAUGCUCCUCAUGGGUCUGGAUGAAGAAUACGAGCGCGCGAGGAAGUGGGUCGCAGAGGAUCUCUCGUUCGAACGCGACGGCAACUUCAACACCUUCGAGACGACCAUCCGCGUCCUCGGCGGUCUGCUAUCUGCGUUCCACCUGACAAAGGACAUGAUCUACGUCGAGCGUGCUAAGGACCUCGCAGACCGCAUGAUGCCCGCUUUCGACACGCCGACGGGCCUCCCACUUUCCAUGGUCAAUCUCGCACAACGCAUCGGCGUGCCCGACAAGGACAACCGAGGGCUGGUCAGCACUGCCGAAGUGUCGACUUUGCAGCUCGAGCUCAAGUACUUGACCAUGCUCACUAAUGAUGAGAUCUAUUGGGAGAAGGCGGAAACUGUCAUGAAAGUCAUCAAAAACGCUAAGAUAGCGAGUGGCCUGUCGUCCAUUUUCCUCAACACGGAAGACGGCAAAUACUCUAUUUCACCAAUUCGUCUCGGUUCGCGAGGAGACUCUUACUACGAAUAUCUAUUGAAACAAUAUAUCCAAACAAACCAUACCGAGCCUGUCUAUCGCACAAUGUACGAAGAUGCUAUGGCGGCUGUGACGACCCACCUCAUACGGAAGAGCGAGGACGAAGGACUCAUCUUCACGCAAGAGAUCGUCCCCGAGCGCAACCGCCAAGGCAAAAUCACCUGGCGCAUGGUGCCCAAGCAGGACCAUCUCGUAUGCUUCUUCGGUGGCUCCCUCAUGCUGGGCGCGGUAACGACUGGCGCGUCCGGACCGUCUAUCUCCAUCCCUCCGCUCGCAAGUGAGCUUACGGCCGUCGGUAAGCGAGACUGGAGCAACGGUGUGGGUCUCGUACGGACAUGCAUGGAGACACACAAUACUGCUACAGGCCUCUCUCCGGAGAUUGUACACUUCAGGAUGCCAAAUGAUGACGUGAAGACGCAGAGUAAGCACGAUUGGUACAUCAAGGGUGCCGGCCCGGGGAAGACUCCGUACGACGCACGCUACAUCCUCCGACCCGAGACCGUGGAGUCUCUACUCAUCGCCUGGCGUCUGACCGGUGACCCGCAGUACCGCGAAUGGGGCUGGGGCAUCUUCGAAGCGAUCGAGAAGCACUGCCGGAUAGAGUCCGGUGGGUACGCGAGCGUGCUGAACGUCGACGCGCUCCCCGUCGAGCUCGAGGACAAGAUGGAGACAUUCCUGAUGAGCGAGACCCUCAAGUACCUGUACCUGCUAUUCUCGGACGACACCGUCCUCCCACUGUCAAAAUACGUGUUCAACACCGAGGCACACGCGUUCCCGAUCUUCACGCCGGCCUUGCAGACGGGCUUCUCGUGAUAGAGACAGUGACGCGGAUCUUGCGCGCGAGGGUUCGUGGAGUGUAUUGUACGACUGGCGGUUCUGCAUCUCUCCCUUCUUGCUUGCUCUGCGCCUGCGUGAGUGCGCCCCCCUGCGUGACGUGGGUAUCAUCGGGAGAAGCGGGCAGCCCAGGAAGGAUGGUGUGGCGUGCGGCUUCGACGUCGUGGUGCGCGCGGGUGACUGACGUUGGGUGAGGGUGGAUCGCGAGCUG
Molecule: messenger RNA, 1787 nt
Organism: Rhodofomes roseus
Lineage: Eukaryota; Fungi; Basidiomycota; Agaricomycetes; Polyporales; Fomitopsidaceae
Product: glycoside hydrolase
Exons: 16
Coding region: 104-1555 (483 amino acids)
Biological process (GO): carbohydrate metabolic process; N-glycan processing
Cellular component (GO): endoplasmic reticulum; membrane
Molecular function (GO): mannosyl-oligosaccharide 1,2-alpha-mannosidase activity; calcium ion binding
Source: RefSeq, a predicted model, not a curated record